UUUAGCUUUUGCCAAUGGAUCGCCACGAGCUUAUCAGACUCGCGAUCUGAUCCGAAAAGUGGAAACAAAGUUAAGAUAAACUAAUUAGCAAUUAGCCAAUGUAAAUAGAGUGUUGUCAGCCGACUAGCCGCAGCAGCUGAGCUGAUAGUUCCGCUUUUGCCCCGCGUGUAACCAAAAUAAACAAGCGAGUGAAAGAAAGCGGAAGAGAGGCGGAGAAAGGGGAGGCGGAGAAGGAGGAGCGGACAACGAGGCAGAAACAAAAGCACAAAACGGCGGACAAAACCAGUCGAAACAAAACAACAAACCGGAGCGGACGCACUCGAAAAACGAAUAAAAUUUAUUUCUGUGCUUAGUGUGUGAGGCUGUAUGAGCGUGUGCAUAUGUGUGUGCUGUGUCUAUUUAAACAAUAUUUUAAAAAUCAUACGCCAGACGACGAAAAGCGAAGAUCUCCGCUAUAGCGAAGCGGAGCAGACAGAUAAAUAAAAACAGAAUCCGAGACAAAAACAACGCGACUGUGACGCGGCAAGGUGCUGGAGGUCACUCGGCCCAUUUCGCGUAGCACCAUACAGGCACGGCACCACCCCCCGCGUAAUCAACCCCGUAACCAGUUCCAGUUCCAUCCGCCCGCAAACAGCACGCGCGAUCUGAAAACUCUGAAAAAAAAAGUUAUACAAAAAAAAAACAACAAAAAAAACAAAAAAAAAACAAUUGCAAACUCACGCGCUUUGUCGUUUUUAUUACCCGCCCUCUCGACUGAUAAACGUCAGUUGAUAAAUAUAUAUCGCAUCACACCAAAAACAAACACACCAGCAAACAAACACCAAUUAUUCCAAUAAAGCCAGCGCCAAGUGCGAAUGCGCCCUCGAUUUGUAUGCCAUCAGCAGCACUUGGUUGCCCAUUCCCACAUCCAUCCCCACUCACAUUCCCACUUCCAUCGCCAUCCCAAUCCACAUCCACAUCCCCCCAAUCAUUCCCAUUCCCAUUCCCAUACCCACCACAUUUACGGUCCCACUGACGUCAGCUAUCGGCGUUAUCGCACCACUAACAUGGUGGUGGCCGAGGGAGUUAUGGACUCCGGAUCGGGGAUCGGUGAGGGAACGGGCACGGGAAUGGUGGGCCACUUCAACGAGACCCCAUUAUCCGAACUGGGCAUCGAGACCCGCACCCAACUGUCCCGCAUGCUGAACCGCAAGAAGGUGCUGCGAUCCGAGGAGGGUUACCAGCGGGACUGGCGGGGCAUCUCCGAGUUGGCCAAACAGAAGGGAUUCGUCGAUGAGAACGCCAACAAUCCCAUGGAUCUGGUGCUGAUCAGCUGGAGCCAGCGGAGUCCCCAGACCGCCAAGGUGGGACAUCUCGAAAGCUUCCUCGGCAUCAUCGAUCGAUGGGACGUCUGCGACGAUAUCCAAGAGAAUCUGGCGAAGGACACGCAACGCUUUAUCUUGAAGCAGGAACAGCGGCAGACCUCUCUGAUGGAGGCAUGUCCUCCGUCUCCCAGCGAUUGUUUGGAGACCAACAACAACUACAGCAGCAGCAGCAACAACACAAUGGGCCAAAGUGUCCAAAUCCUGAGUGACGAAGAUCAGAGAUGUGUGCAGAUGGGCCAACCGCUGCCCAGAUAUGAUGCGUGUGUUUUGUAUGCAGAGGCAGACAUCGAUUAUGCCAUUGAGAUCAUGAAUGUGCUAGAGUCUGAGCGAUACAAUCUCAGGCUCUUUCUGCGCCAUCGCGACAUGCUAAUGGGCGUUCCCUUCGAGCAUGUCCAACUCUCCCACUUUAUGGCUACCCGCUGUAACAAACUGAUCGUCGUGCUUACAGAGGAGUUUCUUCGAAGUCCAGAGAACACGUACCUCGUGAACUUCACCCAGAAGAUACAAAUCGAGAAUCAAAGUCGCAAGAUCAUACCGAUUCUGUACAAGCCAGACAUGCACAUACCGCUGACCCUGGGAAUCUAUACGCACCUCAUGUACGGCAAGGACUGCAAGUUGUUCAACCUUUGGGACAAGUUGGCUAAUUCGCUGCAUGCUACACAAUCCACGCGCCAAGCUCAAACACCUUCGCCGGAGGAGGAGACGGCUCCCCAGCAAGUGACCACACCCAGCAUCCGGAUUCAAAUCAAUGACAAGGAUGUCACCGAUAUGCCCAGCUACAACAACUACAAAGUGCCGGAAGCGGAGACCACAAUGGUGUCGAUAUCCGGCGAUACCAGUUCGCCCCUGCCGGAACCCAAACCGAAGAAGAAGGAUCGAUUCCUGCGCAAGUUCACCCACAGCUUUGGGAAGACGCCGCGGAGCGAUGGUAAAGAUGCGAAGACUCUGCGACACGCCCACUCCGUCAGCACCAUCAAUGUGACGGAGCGGGAAAGGACACUGAGUGCCAGCAGCUCCAAUAUCUCGACCACGUCGGAGAGCAAGAAGAGCUCCAUCAAGUGGCAGCCGAAUAUCCUGAAGAAGGUCCUAUUCUCCCGCUCCAGCAGCAAACUGCAGACACCGGGUUGAGAUCGUAAUGUUAGGAUAGCCAUUCAUUCGAUUCCUUAAUUCCUUGUCCAGUCUCGUUACGGCGGUAGAGUCUCCAACGUCGUCACCCUCCAUGAUUAGUGAUAAUCCUUAGCCUAAUCCUUAUCAAAGUCAACUAACUUAAUAUACUUAGACGCACUUGUUAACUUAUAUAAGACAACAACGAAUAAAGACAAUACCACAUA
Messenger RNA from Drosophila gunungcola (fruit fly), 2695 nucleotides. It is a transcript of the gene Myd88, whose product is annotated as myeloid differentiation primary response protein MyD88. Gene Ontology annotation, biological process: defense response to Gram-positive bacterium; innate immune response; positive regulation of canonical NF-kappaB signal transduction. The record is from RefSeq and is a predicted model, not a curated record. The transcript is spliced from 5 exons. Lineage: Eukaryota; Metazoa; Arthropoda; Insecta; Diptera; Drosophilidae. Gene Ontology annotation, molecular function: TIR domain binding; Toll-like receptor binding. Gene Ontology annotation, cellular component: plasma membrane. The coding region runs from base 855 to 2492 and encodes 545 amino acids.